Messenger RNA from Parastagonospora nodorum SN15, 4200 nucleotides. RefSeq lists its product as hypothetical. Gene Ontology annotation, molecular function: eukaryotic translation initiation factor 2alpha kinase activity; ATP binding. The transcript has 2 exons. Gene Ontology annotation, biological process: regulation of translational initiation by eIF2 alpha phosphorylation; DNA damage checkpoint signaling. Lineage: Eukaryota; Fungi; Ascomycota; Dothideomycetes; Pleosporales; Phaeosphaeriaceae. Bases 1 to 4200 code for a protein of 1399 amino acids. The record is from RefSeq and is a predicted model, not a curated record.
AUGAUUCACGAAAUAGCAACCGCCAUUCAAGAUAUUCUCGAAGACGAAGUUGCUGUGCGCGAGAACGACGGCACCUUUGAGAACCUGGACGCCGAACGUGCUGUUCAAGAAGCUGCGGCUGCUGAGACUGCAAAGCAGCAAGAGCAAGAGCUUCAAAGGAAGAAAGACGAAGAGCAAGCCGAGGAAGAGCGUAUGUUGCAACAACUGGUUAGCGAUGAGAUGCGCCGCAAGGACUUGAUGGUAAAGCGCAAGAACAGAGCGUCUGCAGUCGUGCCGACGUCCUACUUUCCUACCGAAGAGAACCCCAGCCGAAUUUCAUUCGACAGAAAGGUCUCCUUCCCACAUGGCGACUCGAUGGUAGACUGUAGCGUGGUGGAAGGUAUGCUUCCCUUCCGUGCUGGCCCUGUAACCGAGAAUCUGCUUGUCAAGCCUGCGGGAAAUUCUUCUGCUCUGACCCUCGUCUUGAAGCGUGCUCGUGUGGGUGGUGGCAACUCCUCUGCCGGACCGCAACUGAAGAAGGCCAUUAUGGAUUUUGAGGAAGAGAUGGAAGAAAUCAAGCGACUACGCCAAAACGCUAUCAUGACCGUGCUAGAUUUCAAGAUUGAGCAUCUACCUUCUUCUGGAUGGGAAGUCAAUAUACUCAUGGAGCAAGCGAGUAAAGGGUCUCUAGGCGAAAAGCUGGAAGAUGAUGGCCCUGUCACCAUCGCUAAAGUGCGCUCUUGGACUAUCGAGCUCCUAGAGGCCCUCGACUUCCUUCAUCGUAACGGUAUUGUUCACAGGCGUGUACACCCCCGCAAUAUUCUUUUCAAAAAAUCUACUACUGGCAGCAUCUCGGUCAGUUUGGCAGAUGCAGGUUUCCAGGACAGCCUGCAUGUUAUGCAAAAUCUAUGUAGGGGCGAGCCAGCUUCCACUACGUCCAGAUCAGCCUUCUGGAUCGCCGCAGAGCUAGCACAGGAUGCGCGUCGCACACGAAAGACGGAUGUGUGGGAUCUCGGAGUAGUCUUCUUGCAAAUGCUAUUCGGACUUGAUGUGCCUCAGAAGUACAACUCGCCGAAGGAUCUGUCGGAAAGCCUAGGGUGCUCCGACCCACUCCAGGAGAUCAUGAGGAAGUUCUUCAAACCUGACCCGAAGAAACGGCCGUCUGCUUUCGAUCUCAUCCCAUGUGAAUUUCUGCGGGACGAUGUUCCGAUUUACGACCGACCCCCGUCGCCGAUACGAUCUCGACACUCCUCCACUUCUUUGAGUCGCUUCAAACUUCGGCGAGAGUCUUCUUCCGGGGUCGGAGGGUCUUACUCGCGAUAUGCCACUGACUGGGUUGAGCAAGGCCGACUAGGGAAAGGUGGUUAUGGCGUGGUGGUGAAGGCACGCAACAAGGUCGAUGGACGGACUUAUGCGAUCAAGAAAAUCAAGCAAAAGUCGGCAGCCGCGCUUAGCAACGUACUCUCCGAGGUGAUGCUGUUGUCACAACUCAAUCACCCCUGUGUGGUGCGCUAUUACACCGCUUGGCCGGAAGAAGAUACGCUUGGCAUGCCUGAGGCGGGCGAUGAUGAAUCCAUAACCUUGAACAGUGAUGAAUCUGGAAGCGAAUCAGAUGGCUCGGACAGCAGCGCAAACGGUAUGGCUUUCAGUACAAGUACUUCAGGCUUAGACUUCAUCAGCUCUAGUGGCUACCCCAAGAUAGAAUUUGGUUCGGAUGCAGGCUCAGACGAGGACGAUGAUGCGAUGUUAGAAGGCCUUGCGCACAUUCAUGCACUUGGUAUCAUACAUCGUGACCUCAAACCAGACAACAUAUUCAUCGAUGUGGCGAAAAUCCCUAAGAUUGGUGAUUUUGGGCUCGCUACCAGUGGUCAGUACCAGAGACCAGACAAGAAGGCAUCCGCAGGAAUCCAGGAUGGCGACAUGACUCGAAGUGUGGGUACUGCGCUGUAUGUGGCGCCAGAGCUCAGCUCCAACAUGACCGGCAGCUACAGCGACAAGGUGGACAUGUACUCCAUGGGCAUCAUCUUUUUCGAGAUGUGCUUCCCUUUGACAACAGCGAUGGAACGAGAUAGGACCAUUCGUUCCUUGAGAGAACGAAAGCACGAUCUGCCUGCGGAGUUCCAGACACCAGAGAAGUCAUUACAGGGUAGCAUCAUUGAGUCCUUGAUCAGUCAUCGACCAUCCGAACGACCGAGUUGUGGUGAGCUACUGCGGACUGGAAAGGUUCCCCUACAGAUCGAAGACGAGGCUGUCAAAGAAGCACUCAAAGCACUGUCUGAUCGCAACUCCCCACACUACACGAAGAUGAUGGCUGCUCUUUUCUCUCAACAGCCGGACACGCAGGCCCGGGAUUAUGCAUGGGACAUGGGCGUCGCAGCCAACACCAUCAAGGCAAACGACAUACUGUUGCAGAACCUGGUCAGGGACAGGCUGGCUAUGGUUUUCCGUAGCCAUGGUGCUGUUGAGAUCCAGCGCCAGCCCCUUCUACCCUGGUCAGAUCAUUACGCCAACACCAAUGCUGUCAAACUCUUCGAUCCUUCUGGAACCCUUGUUCAGCUCCCGUACGAUCUGACUCUGCCGUAUGCUCGAAGCAUCGGUCGUGGCGCACCAUUCCUCGAGAAGACGUUCACAAUCGGCCAAGUGUACCGAGACAGUUAUUCCGGGGGUGCACCUCGCAGUAAUGGCGAGGCAGACUUUGACAUCUUGUCCUACGAUACACUGGAUCUUGCUCUAAAGGAAGCUGAAGUUCUAAAGGUUGUCGACGACAUCAUUGACGAGUUCCCUGCAUUUGGCUCUACACAGAUGUGCUUCCACCUCAACCAUGCAGACCUUCUGGACAUCGUAAUGGACUUUUCUCGUAUUAGCGCCCCGCAACGUCCACUUGUAAAGACGGUACUAAGCAGGUUGAACACUGGAAAGAAUACUUGGCAAGUGAUACGGAACUUACUGCGGUCUUCGGAUGUCGGCAUAUCCUCCACAUCACUGGACGAUCUUGCUCGCUUCGACUGGAGAGAUUCACCAGAAAAAGCAUUCUCUAAACUGAGACGCAUUUUUGAGGGCACCAAGUACCUUGAUCGAACACACGCAAUCUUCGCACAUUUGAAAUCUGUGGUUGGCUACACCAAGCUAUGGAACGUGAAGCGAAAAGUCUAUGUCAGCGUCCUGGGUAGCUUCAACGAAAAGUUCUAUGCUGGCGGAAUCAUGUUCCAAUGCUUGUUUGAUACGAAGCAGCGCGAGGUACUAGCUGCUGGUGGGCGAUACGAUAAAUUGAUUGACGAGUAUCGACCGAAGGGACCAGGUCACGCUCAUUCAACCUCGAGCUACCAUGCUGUUGGUGUCAAUCUUGGCUGGGACAGACUUGUAAACGCCAUGACGCGCUACCUCAAAAAGCCAGAAAAGUCGACAUUUUUGAAGAAGCACGCCGACGAAGACACACCAAUAGUGUCAUGGAUGCCACGACGCUGUGACUGCCUAGUGGCUAGUUUUGACUCCAACGUGCUUCGUUCGGCUGGCGUCAAGCUGGUGGCUGAGCUCAUUGCGCAUGGCUACACUGCAGAGCUUGCCGUAGAUGCCCACUCGGUCGAAGACAUACUCCGCCACUAUAGAGACGACAGACACAGUUGGGUCAUUGUCAUUAAGCAUGGUCUUGCACCAGACAAGCCAGAACUCAAGGUUAAGUCUAUAGGAAAGAAGGAAGACACAGAUCUUCGCACUGGCGAUUUGUUGAACUACCUUCGUAACGAGCUCCGAGACCGCGAGGCCCGUGAAGGUAGCGCCGCACAGCGUCUCACUAAAGCCGUACCUACUGCAAGCUCUUCCGCACCAGCAUCCGCCAAGAACAACGUCGAUGUCCUGAUGGCACAACACCGCUCCAAGAAGUCGAACAAGUGGUCCAUCGUUGAAGCCGCACAAACUCGGUCUUCAGAGCUCCUCUCGUCCUUCAACUCUGCGCCCAUCGCAGCUAUCGAGACUAAGGAAGAGGUCAUGAAUCUGAUUCGCGAGACAAGGUUGAGUGACCCCGAUUCCUGGCGCCAAGCGAUUCAGAAGAUGCCAAUCGCUGAGAGAAAGUACCUCCAGGAGCUUCAUGAUCUGCUACUCGGAUACAGAGCGCGAUGGAACGAGAUGAAGAACGAAGAAGGCAGGGGAAGUGGUGAGGGUGGCAAGGCUUUUGUGUACAACUUCAGAACCGGAGGAUGCCUGCUGUAUGACUUGGAAAGCUAA